UCAUCACUCUUGCAUGCAGACAUCCAGCCUCUCUCCCGCUGGAAGGCUGUCUUAUGUGUGUGUGUGUGUGUUUUGGCUGUGAUUGGAUCCUCCGGUGACUGACAGGGAGAAGCGAGCAGGUCCGAGCACAGACCGACACAUGUCAUCUGCGACCAUGCAGUCCGCAAAAAUGAAGAAGGACGAGUCCUUUCUCGGGAAACUAGGAGGAACCCUUUACCGGAAGAAAAGAUCUAAAGAAGUGAGUGAUCUACACGAAGAGGGGAAGAAUGCCAUCAAUGCACCUCUGCUUCAUCCAGGCACAGACAUCUACCCAGAGGACACCCUGCUGGAGGAAAAUGCCGAAAGGAUCAUUUUGGACCCUACAUCGAGGGAAAAUCUUAAAUUUAAAGAUUUAUUAAAGGUUCUUAUUGAUUGGAUCAACUCUGAAUUGGAGGAGGAGAGGAUCAUAGUCAAAAACCUGGAGGAGGACUGCUAUGAUGGACAAGUGCUCCAGAAGUUAUUUGAAAAGUUGUCUGGCAGGAAGCUGAACGUAGCAGAGGUGACCCAGUCAGAGAUUGGCCAGAAGCAGAAACUUCACACUGUUUUGGAGUCUGUGAAUGAGAUGCUGAGACCUCAUGGCUGGACCAUUGAGUGGAAUGUAGAAUUGAUUCAUUCAAAGAACGUGGUGGCCAUCGUUCACCUGCUGGUGGCUCUCGCGAUGCACUUCCAGGCCCCCAUCAGACUUCCCGAGCACGUCUCUGUGCAGGUGGUGGUGGUCAAGAAACGAGAGGGCAUCCUGCAGACUGCUGUCGUGACGAAAGAGCUGACGAGCACCACAGAAAUGAUGAUGGGAAGAUUUGAGAGGGAUGCCUUUGACACUUUGCUGGAUCACGCACCUGACAAACUCAAUGUGGUGAAAACGUCACUCAUCACCUUUGUGAACAAACACCUGAACAAGUUGAACUUGGAAGUUACUGAACUUGAAUCGCAGUUUGCUGAUGGUGUCUACUUGAUUUUAUUGAUGGGGCUGCUGGAGGACUACUUUGUUCCCCUCUAUAACUUCUUCCUCACCCCCGAGAGCUUCGAACAGAAGGUUCACAACGUGGCAUUUGCAUUUGAACUGAUGCAGGAUGGAGGCCUGAAGAAACCCAAAGCCAGACCAGAGGAUGUUGUCAACCUCAACCUCAAGUCCACCCUCAGAGUCCUCUACAAUCUGUUCACCAACUACAAAAACACUGAGUGAACCUUUCCCGGUUUUAUUCCGGAUAUUACCCCAAACAUUGUGCCUGUGCCGACAUUGCUGCAGUUCGGACACUGGAGGAAACCACCUGGGACUGAAAAUGCAUCAUGUACAACUUUAAAAAGAUCCAGGCGGGUUUCGCCAGAAUAAGGCUUUGAAUGUUAGCAUUUAAAUGUCAGUAUUUAUUCCAUUCGCUGAAGUUAUCUGCAUCGCUAAACGCACUUCAACCUUUAGCUCUGUAUCUAAACCCUGCUGUCGCGGGAAAAUGGUAAAGUUGUAAAACGCUUGUGUGUAAAUUUGGCUAAUUACUUUUUACCACUUAAUAUUUUGAUUUGACAGUGUUGUUAAAAUGAUAUAGUAUUUCCACAAACUUUCUAUUAAUAAUAAAGUAAUAGCUGGAGAUUUUGUGACAAAUGCUUCUUUCUUGAAAAAAAAAAU
This is a messenger RNA of Cololabis saira (Pacific saury), 1657 nucleotides long. RefSeq names its product parvin, beta (gene parvb). The record is from RefSeq and is a predicted model, not a curated record. Lineage: Eukaryota; Metazoa; Chordata; Actinopteri; Beloniformes; Belonidae. Gene Ontology annotation, cellular component: cytoplasm; focal adhesion; lamellipodium. The transcript has 13 exons. Gene Ontology annotation, biological process: establishment or maintenance of cell polarity; substrate adhesion-dependent cell spreading; lamellipodium assembly. Gene Ontology annotation, molecular function: actin binding. The coding region runs from base 140 to 1222 and encodes 360 amino acids.